GUGCGACAGCGGUGACACGGUUUGAAUGCAAAUGGCGGAAGUGUAGUGGUCUGUUGGAAUACCACUCAAUAAUCAUGCAUUGGAACUUGAAAGUAUUAGUUUUAGCGUUUCUUACAACUGCGCUUGCUGACAGACAUCUUGUUGCAGGGGACCGAGCCACCAGGUGGUGUGUUGUGAGCGACGAUGAAGAGGCGAAAUGCCUGGAGCUGCAGAAAGUGUUAGAAACUUUCAGAUACGACGCCAGUGUUGUGGGGCGUGAAGUCAUACCUUCUACAUUCACAUGUGUCCGAAGUGUGGACGUGUUUGAAUGCAUGAAGAAGAUAGAAAAUGACCAAGCUGACCUGAUGACCUUGGAUUCAGGUCAAGGUUACUACUCUGGCAGAUAUCACAACAUGAUGCCAAUACUGGCAGAAAACUAUGAAGAUGUUGUGAAGGACAAACCGAACUACUACGCUGUGGCAGUGUUUCGGCAGGAUAGGCCUGUUGACCUGAAUGCUUUGCGCAAGAAAAAUAUCUGCUUUCCAGGUAUUGGAACGAGUGCCGGCUAUUUGUAUCCCAUCGCUGAGCUGUUGGACAGGAACCUGAUCCCCGUAGAAGAGUGUAAUGCUGUUGUGAAAUCCGUUACCAGCUUCUUCAACAGAAUGUGUUUGCCUGGAGCUCUCACUUCAUUCUACAACCCUUUCGGCAACAACCCCACGUCUGUGUGUGAGUCCUGCAAUGGCGCAGGAGAGGAGAGAUGCACCACCAGUGAUCCUUCAGCUGGGUUUGAUGGAGCCUACAACUGUAUGGCCAGCGGACGAGGUGACCUCACCUUCCUCCGCCACGACACUGUCGAGAUGAUGACAUCACUGGAGGGAUCUCAGUUCACCCCUGAUACCUUCCGUCUGCUGUGUCCUGAUAAUACCAAGCGCCCAGUGACUGACUUUGCAGAAUGUAACUGGGGAGUUAUUCCUUCCCACAUCAUAAUGACGUCUGCUGUGCGGGAGCAGGAGGUGGUCAACAGCUUCAAGAGAUUCAUCCUUCAGGCUGUGGACUGGUUCAAAGUGGGCGGGACAUAUUACGACAAAUUCCAGAUCUUUGAAUCUAAGAAGAGUUACGAUGCCAAAGACGGACUUUACUUAAGAAAGAACCUGAUGUUUUCGGACACCACCAAGAGGAUAGAGGACAUUGAUGCCAGUUACUAUGAGUGGGUUGGCCCUGAAUUUAACGAUGUGUUGAACAAGAUGCAGCGCUGCCCACUUGACAUAGCACGCUGGUGCGUCAUUUCAAUCGCUGAGAAGAUCAAGUGUGAGUCUAUGAUCAUGGCAUUCAAGGCCAAAGACCUGAAACCUGAGAUCGACUGUCUACUGGGCACCAACACAACUCAGUGCAUGGAUAUGAUCGCCAAGGGAGACGCUGACCUCAUGAAUCUAGAUGCUGGAGACAUCUACAUUGCUGGCAGACGUUUUAACCUGAUCCCCAUUGCGGCAGAGGACUAUGGCGAUAUGUCCAUGAGUUUCAAGGUGGUUGCUGCAGCAAGGAAAACGGACAAGAUCACAACGCUCUUCAAUAUGAAAGGCAAGCGAGCAUGUCAACCUGGCAUAGGGCGUGGUGAUGGAUGGAUCAUUCCCCUCAACAUCUACAUCGAGACAGAGCAGUUCAUUCCAAGUGACUGUACCAUGUUUGAGAAUAUUGGCCAGCUGUUUGUGCGGAGCUGCAUCCCAGGGGCCCUGGACAAGGAGUACAACCCCAAACAAACUCCCAUCAGCCUGUGCGAGGGAUGUGCCGGAGGGGGCUACAGGAAAUGUCAGCGGAACAGUGAGGAGCAGUAUUACGGAGCCAGCGGUGCCUUCAGAUGUCUUGUUGAACGUGGUGGUGAUGUGUCGUUUGUACGACACUUGACCGUGCGAGACAACACCGAUGGACGUAACCAUGCCAAGUGGGCAAGGAACCGUCGGUCGGAUGACUAUGAACUGUUGUGUAAAGAUGGAAGACGAGUCAACAUAGACAAGUUCAGCGAGUGCCAUCUUGGGGUUGUCCCAGCCAAUGCUAUUGUCACUUCCAAAUUCAAGAGUGCACAAGAGCGUGAGAUUUUCUGGAAUUUGGUCAACUACGGACAACAGUUCUUCUCUUCGGACAUUGAUGGCGACUUCCACAUGUUUGACUCUGGGACAUGGUACUCGGACUUGAUGUUUACGGAUGCGGCUGUGCGUCUCAUGAGGAUCCCCGACAACAGACAGAACUAUCUCGACUGGCUGGGAGAAGACUUUGUUGCCCAGAUAGAAAACCUUCAAAAAUAUACAUGUGUGAACCCCUCGCGAGCCUUCUCAGUUUCCCCCAGCUUCCUGUUUGUUGCAGCAUUAGUUGCUGUUGUACAGUUUUUCAAGUUAUAGUGUCACUAGAAUAACUUUGGACCUUUUGGAAUCUAAUACCAAUCUCCAAAACAACGUAAAUCUCUGUUUACACUUACUAGUAGUUAGAACAGAAUGAAUGUAAAUGUUAUUAAAAGGUACUGAAGUCAUCAAAUCAAAAUUAAUCUUUUUCAUAAAUUGGAGAUGUGGUCAGUUUUGUUCAUAUUUUUAUGAACAUAUUCAGUUUUUACUUUUUAACAAUUUCAUAAUACUGCUACAACAUUCAUCAGUGGUUUUUGAAGAGAUUGAUGAAAUACAAUAUACAUGUAUGCAAGAAUUCCAUGUUAUAUUGUAAUUAAUGAAUUCAAUUUAUUGCUCAAGAAGAAUGGCAUGAUAAGCACUAAAUAAACUCCAUGUGGUUUAAAAUCUGUUAGAUGUGUGGAGUGCUAAAUAUUAUUAUUUUU
Haliotis rubra (blacklip abalone) is the source of this 2794-nucleotide messenger RNA. Its product is annotated as melanotransferrin-like. Lineage: Eukaryota; Metazoa; Mollusca; Gastropoda; Lepetellida; Haliotidae. Gene Ontology annotation, biological process: iron ion transport. The record is from RefSeq and is a predicted model, not a curated record. Gene Ontology annotation, cellular component: recycling endosome; plasma membrane; early endosome.